Molecule: messenger RNA, 1779 nt
Organism: Galendromus occidentalis (western predatory mite)
Lineage: Eukaryota; Metazoa; Arthropoda; Arachnida; Mesostigmata; Phytoseiidae
Product: alpha-(1,6)-fucosyltransferase-like
Exons: 1
Coding region: 1-1779 (592 amino acids)
Biological process (GO): protein N-linked glycosylation
Molecular function (GO): alpha-(1->6)-fucosyltransferase activity
Source: RefSeq, a predicted model, not a curated record
AUGGUUGUGGCCAAAUACCGGCGAAAAUUCAACUUGCAGAAGAUAGCCUACGUUGUGAUCAUCGCGUUCCUCUCGAUUCUCUACUGGGUGUACACGAAGCAUACUCUCGACAGCCUCGGCAUCGGUGGGAGUGAUGGAGGAAGGGACGACCGCAGUGAAUCGCAGCUCGAUCAGGAGUUCGAUCAGUACGUCGCUUCGAGAGACAUCGAGACGUCCCCCAUGCCCACCGAGAGCCCCAUCGGUCGACUGGACAUUUACGGAUUCGGCAAACGACCCCCUAAGCCCCCCGUGUGGAAAACCCUCGAGACCAUGGUGAAGCCGGCGGAAGCUUUCGAAGACUCUCUCAUGUCGUCGGGCUAUUUCGAACCGAGCGGGAGAUUCCAAUUCGCCAAUCUCGAGCCCCUCGCAAAUCAUAUAGACCAGACCAUCAAAGACCACCAGCGCUUCCUGAGCAGCAAUUUCGUUCGCCUCGGCAAUCUCGUAAAGCGAUUCCCCGAAAUCCGAGAACGGCAAUUAAUCGAGAAGAAGUUGGUUCUGGUCUCGAGCUACUCCCGGGAGUUCAGCCGAAUUCUCCGAAAGGAAAUGAAGGAUUUCCUCUACCGAACGAACCUGGCGCAGAAGUCUCGAGCGGCAAUUUACAAACUCAAACUCAGAGUUCAGGAGGCCAUCGAGCGAAGACAAAAGUAUCCUUGCUCCCGAGCGAUCAAGUGCGAACUGACGAACAAGGAUGGUUUCGCGGCCGGUGUGCACGACGUUCUGUGGUGCGUGAUAAGAGCUUUCCAGGCGGAUAAACGUCUGGUUUUGAACGCGUCCAGCUGGCAUUAUCUAAACGACAACUUUACCUGGAGCGACGUGUUCAGAGACGUUGACGACGCCGCCAAUUCCACGUGUCACAAUCUCCCGAGUUCCGGUUUGCCCGGACCGAAUGAAGAUGGCGUUCGGAAAUCAAUUCACAGCCUACCGGCAGACAUCGCCGAACCGCUGCUGCGACAUCACCAGGACCCCUACGCGUGGUGGUUCGGUCAGUUCAUGGGACACAUUAUGCGACCUUCGGAACUCACAGAGGAACUUCUCAAGCAGGCCAAGCAGAGCUUGGGCUUCAAGUCGCCAAUCGUCGGAUUGCACAUUCGACGAACCGAUAAACUUUUCGAAGCGGCUUACCGCGAAGUCGAGGACUACAUGGAGCAUGCCGAGGAGUUCUACGCCGAGUUGGGAGCCGAUAUCCCGAAACGGGUCUUCGUCGCCACGGACGAGCCUCGGGUCCUCGACGAGUUACGGGAAAAUUUCCCCGAAUUCGUUUUUAUCUCGAACACGAAAUCAGCCGAGUUGGCGAACGAUGUCGACAAGCGAGACUCGGCCGAGUCGUUUCAGGGUCUGAUCUUGGAUUUGUUCCUGCUCUCGCAAACAGAUAAACUUGUUUGCACACUGUCCAGCGGCGUGUGCCGGGUAGUGUACGAGCUCAUGCAGGCUCGUAGGACCGACGCCUCGGAUCACGUUGUAUCUCUGGACGUUCCGUACUUCUACGCGUACGUCGCUGAUCCGCCACGGAAAACCAUUUACAAGCAUCAACCCGUCGAGCGGAAAGGCAUGAACCUCAACGUGGGCAAUUGUGUCGCGAAAAUCUCGAGUCAAUCGGUUGUCGAGGAAUCGAAGAAAAUCGACAGAUACGACGGAUUCUCGCUGGGAAUUCUAUGCGGCUCCAGCUUACUAGCGGGUUCCUAUCCGGCUUUCAAGACUCUGCCCACUGUGAGGGUGAACGGGACUCGGCUCUCGAUUUAA